Eucalyptus grandis is the source of this 1764-nucleotide messenger RNA. Its product is annotated as pyruvate dehydrogenase E1 component subunit alpha-3, chloroplastic. Gene Ontology annotation, cellular component: intracellular membrane-bounded organelle. The record is from RefSeq and is a predicted model, not a curated record. Gene Ontology annotation, biological process: pyruvate decarboxylation to acetyl-CoA. The coding region runs from base 222 to 1535 and encodes 437 amino acids. The transcript has 3 exons. NCBI's taxonomy places the organism in Eukaryota, Viridiplantae, Streptophyta, Magnoliopsida, Myrtales, Myrtaceae. Gene Ontology annotation, molecular function: pyruvate dehydrogenase (acetyl-transferring) activity.
CAUCACCAUCAUCACCAUUUAAAAGGGGAGCCAACUGCCAAAGAGGCGACGAUCCAGGCGGUCCUUCCCGUGCUCCCUCCUCUUGUUUUCUCCGCCCCGCCUCCUUCCCCUUCUUCUCCUAUAUUAAAACCGACCCUCUUCCCCCACUUCAUUUCUUGCGAAUUCGAUCCGACCGCAUUUUCUCUCUCUUCCUUCCUUUCCCCCCUCCUCUCGUCGCCACCAUGUCCGCCGCUUCCCUCUCUUCUGCCAUCAACGCUAUCCGCUCCUCCUCCUUCGCCCACGACAGGUCCGCCCUCGCCUCGAACGCCAGCCACCCCUCGUCCUCUGCUUUCCUCGGAUCCACCGCCCGGCUCCGCUUCAACCCCAUCUCGAGUUCCGCCGGCCGCCCCCGGUCCUCCGCCGCCGUCGCCGCCGUCGCCGCAUCCAAUGUCGUCAAGGAGAAGCAGCCCAAGUCCUCUGUCUCCGGCUCCAAUCUGCUGAUCACGAAGGAGGAGGGAUUGGAGCUCUACGAAGACAUGGUUUUGGGGAGGGCGUUCGAAGACAUGUGCGCUCAAAUGUACUACAGGGGCAAGAUGUUCGGCUUCGUCCAUCUCUACAACGGGCAGGAAGCUGUCUCGACGGGCUUCAUCAAGCUCUUGAAACAGGAGGAUUCCGUGGUCAGCACCUAUAGGGACCACGUCCACGCGCUCAGCAAGGGAGUGCCGGCCCGCCAGGUUAUGAGCGAGCUGUUCGGCAAGGAAACGGGCUGCUGCCGAGGCCAGGGAGGCUCCAUGCACAUGUUCUCGAAGGAGCAUAAUUUGAUCGGUGGAUUCGCUUUCAUCGGCGAGGGGAUUCCGAUCGCCACCGGCGCGGCGUUCACGUCCAAGUACAAGAGGGAGGUCUUGAAGGAAGAGGGCUGUGAUCAUGUGACCGUGGCCUUCUUCGGGGAUGGGACUUGUAACAAUGGACAAUUCUUUGAGUGCCUGAACAUGGCUCAGCUGUGGAAGUUGCCUAUCAUCUUUGUUGUGGAGAAUAAUCUGUGGGCAAUUGGUAUGUCCCAUUUGAGAGCUACUUCUGAUCCUCAGAUUUGGAAGAAGGGUCCUGCAUUCGGGAUGCCCGGAGUGCAUGUGGAUGGGAUGGAUGUGUUGAAGGUGAGGGAGGUGGCAAAGGAGGCCGUCGGAAGAGCGAGGAGAGGAGAGGGACCUACCCUGGUCGAGUGCGAAACUUACAGGUUUAGAGGACACUCUUUGGCUGAUCCCGAUGAGCUUCGUGAGCCUGCUGAGAAGGCCAAGUAUGCUGCAAGGGAUCCCAUAGCAGCUUUGAAGAAGUACAUAAUUGAAAGCAAGCUGGCUAGCGAAGCCGAACUCAAGGCAAUCGACAAGAAAAUUGACGAGGUAGUUGAAGAUGCCGUGGAAUUUGCGGAUGCAAGCCCUCAGCCACCCAGAAGCCAGCUAUUGGAGAAUGUGUUUGCAGAUCCUAAGGGAUUUGGCAUUGGCCCUGAUGGAAGGUACAGAUGCGAGGACCCCAACUUUACUGCAGGAACCGCCAAGGUUUAGUAGCCUCGUUGGGUUACGGCAUGAUAUUUUUUCUACUAUCACUGCUUCCUGUACUACUGCAAUCUUUUGAAUAUUUUUAAUUAUUGCCAGAGAUGUAAGAAUAAUUAAGUUAUUGCAGUCGAAAUCUUCUGCUUCUGCAUUUCUCGUUUAGUAAUUUUCUUGCUGCUAUUUGCGAGGGAUUUUUGAUUUGCAAAGAAACACUUAAUGUCAUGUAGAAGUUUUCUAUCUC